Molecule: messenger RNA, 9899 nt
Organism: Syngnathus acus (greater pipefish)
Lineage: Eukaryota; Metazoa; Chordata; Actinopteri; Syngnathiformes; Syngnathidae
Gene: dcc
Product: DCC netrin 1 receptor
Exons: 29
Coding region: 490-5127 (1545 amino acids)
Biological process (GO): cell-cell adhesion
Cellular component (GO): membrane
Molecular function (GO): protein binding
Source: RefSeq, a predicted model, not a curated record
AGAGAGAGAGAGAUGUCCGACUCUCUCACUCCACUCCACACGUUACGCGUCUCUCUCCGUUCUCCUCGGCAGACGGAGCAGACCUCCGUGAAGGCACCGUGGAUUUGAAUCCUUUUUCCACCGCACUCAACUGGGAACCCACCGCUGCGUCGUGCAAGGAGUGAUGGAGACUCUGCCGUCAUAGUUUCUGGAACUUAUUUUCUUCUUCAAUAGAGAGGAAAUUAACUAUCUUGCACAUCUGUUUGGAAUUCACAUUUUCUUUUUGGGGAGCCCUAGCCCAACCUGUGUGGGUUAAUUUUUGAGGAGACGAGAGGUUCUUUUUCCUCCUCUUCAUCCGCCUAACCCAACAUCCUGUGGCUCCCGUUGCACAUUUUUUUAUUUUAUUUUAAAGUGGCAAUUAGAUCCCAUAGAGAAUUUUCAACAUUGCGGAAUUUGAGGUUGGGGGUCCCUGCUAUUCAUUGGGGCUCAUCGGGACUGGAUCGGGACACCAUGGAACUGUUUUUUUUAGGAUGUUAUGGAGAUGUUAGCGAGGUGCUGAGGAGGACAGGAGGACUCAACCUGCUGUUGAUCUGCUGCUGUCUCUUAGCUGUUCACAACUCUGCGCAUGCCUCAGAGGCCUCAUCAUCGUCAACAUUAUCAUCGUCAAUUAGCCCUGGAGGUUUCGUAGACUUCACAUUCACUAAGGAGCCUCAAGACACGGUAACGGUGCGAGGCGGUGUGCUACAGCUUGAUUGCCAGGCAUACUCGGAUAUGGCGUUUGGAACCCCUACCAUCACAUGGCGGAAGGACGGUGUGCUGCUCAGUUCCCUGGUGGAUGAACGACGGCAGGAGAUGGCCAAUGGAUCGUUGCUCGUCCAAAAUAUAGUGCACACGCGGCACCACCGCCCUGAUGAGGGGGAAUACCAGUGCCUCUCCACACUCGAAGGACUAGGAAGUAUUGUAAGCCGGACUGCGAGAGUCACUGUGGCAGGUCCGCUAAGAGUGGUUGUCCCCACGGAGUCAGUCUCAUCGUACCUCGGCGACACAGCGCUGCUGCGUUGUGAGGUCUCGGGGGAACCAACGCCCGUCAUCCGCUGGCAGAAAAACCGAGACGAUCUGCCAAUGACAUUUGACCCUUCCUCCCGCCUGGCGGUGCUGCCAUCCGGUUCGUUGCAGGUCAGCCGUGUCCAGCCUCCAGACUCAGCCACCUAUCGCUGUCUGGCAGACAACCCUGGCAGCACAAGGACGGGGACAGAUGCUGAGCUGCGGGUUCUCCCAGAGCCCGGUAUAAACCGAAACCUGCAGUUUCUCCAGCGUCCUUUGAGAGUAACCGCUCUGCUGGGUUCUGACGCCGUUCUGGAAUGUUCUGCCACUGGCUACCCCACUCCGAGCAUUCAGUGGCGGAGAGGUGAAGAAGUGAUCCAAACAUGGAAUAAGAAGUAUUCUCUGUUGGCUGGCAGCAAUCUGAUCAUCAGAAGUGUCACCGAUGACGACUCUGGCAGUUUCACCUGCACUGCUGCCAACAAGAACCACAACAUCACUGCAAGUGCAGAACUGAGUGUGCUGGUUCCACCUCAAUUCCUCAACUAUCCAACCAACACUUACGCCUAUGAAUCCACUGACAUUGAGUUGGAGUGUGCCGUGACAGGAAACCCACCACCGACCAUACGCUGGAUGAAGAAUGGCGAGGAGGUUAUCCCCAGUGACUAUUUCCAACUAGUGGAUGGCAGUAACCUGCAGAUUCUUGGUUUGGUCAAGUCAGAUGAAGGAUUUUAUCAGUGCAUUGCAGAGAAUAUCGCCGGCAGCUCACAGGCCAUGGCUCAACUGUUGCUCCGAGAGCCAGAAGCCACACCCGCUCAGUAUAGACCUGUCCACACACCUCCUCCUCCCCGCCCGCCUCCUGCUCCGCCUGCUCCUUCUGGCACCCCUUUGACUUACACCUCCUCCUCUGAUCCCCCACCAGUGUCCCCCAGCCCAGGCGUUGCCCUUCCCUCUGCCCCCCGCGACCUGGUCCCUGUCCUAGUGUCCAGCCGAUUUGUCCGACUCAGCUGGCGACCCCCAGAGGACACCGGAGGAUCUAUACAGACUUACGGUGUUUAUUACUCCCAAGAUGGCAUUGAGAGGGAGAGGUCAGUAAAUGUGUCGGAGCCUGAGUCUUUGGAGCUGAUGGUUUCCAACCUGAAGCCAGAGGAGACUUAUAGCUUCAGAGUCAUUGCUUACAAUGAUGUGGGACCAGGAGAAAGCUCCAGCGCCUUGAGGAUCACAACCAAACCAGACCUCCAGGUACCCAGUAGGAUACAGUCACUACGUGCUGAAGCUCUGUCGCCAACCUCCAUCCAGAUAAAUUGGGAGACCCCCAGUGCUCCAAAUGGACCUAUCUUUGGCUACAGAGUGCUCUGGACAGAGAGCCUCUCAAGCAAGGAACAGAGUGUCGAUGUCAAUGGACUGAACUAUAAGAUGGAGGGACUCAAUAAAUUCACACAGUACACCGUUUCUGUUUUGGCUAUUAACCGUUUUGGACCCGGCACUGCCUCAGAGAACAUCAUUGUCACCACACAAUCGGAUGUACCCAGUGCACCUCCCCAGAACAUCACCUUAGAGGUUGUGCUUUCCAGGAGCAUAAAAGUAUCAUGGCAGCCACCUCCACGCAACGCACAAAAUGGCAUCAUCAGCGCUUACAAGAUCAAAUACAGGAAGACUGGUCGCCGUGGAGACCAAGAAGCCAUUGAACCAAACAACCUUUGGUACCUUUUCACAGGUCUGGAUAAGGGCAGUCAGUACAGUUUCCAGAUCGCAGCCAUGACGACGAAUGGAACAGGUCCACCCAGUGAGUGGUAUACAGCUGAGACACCCGAGAAUGAUUUAGAUGAGAGUCAGGUUCCAGACCAGCCCAGCUCUCUGCAUGUUAGGCCGCUUCCCAACAGCAUCAUCAUGUCAUGGACUCCUCCCCUCAGUCCCAGCAUUCUGGUCCGUGGUUACAUCAUCGGCUAUGGGGUGGGAAGUCCCUAUGCGGAGACGGUUCGAGUGGACAGCAAGCAGAGAUAUUACUCCAUUGAAAACUUAGAGCCAAGCUCACACUAUGUGAUUUCCCUGAAGGCCUUCAAUAAUGCUGGAGAAGGAGUUCCUCUGUAUGAGAGUGCUGUCACUCGAUCCCUGACAGACCCCAUUGACCCAUCUGAGGAUGACCUUUUCCAUCUCUUUGAUAAAUACCCCACCCCCAUGCCAGACACCAGCACGCCCAUGAUACCCCCUGUUGGGGUCCAAGCUGUGGCUCUUUCCUCGGAUUCAGUCCGUGUUUCAUGGGCCGACAAUUCCAUGACCAAGAAUCAAAAAUCAUCUGAGGUCCGCUACUACUCUGUCAAAUGGAAGACCAGCUACUCCACCAGCGGCAAGUAUAAGUCUGCAGACACCACCGCUCUCAGCCAUACAGUCACGAGCCUCAAACCAAACACUAUGUACGAGUUUGCUGUGAUGGUGACGAAAGGUCGGAAAUCCAGUACUUGGAGUAUGACAGCACAUGCCACCACCUAUGAAGCAGCUCCGAGCUCUGCUCCCAAAGACUUGACAGUGAUCAGUCGGGAGGGGAGGCCCCGAGCCAUUUUAAUCAGCUGGCAACCACCGAUGGAGGCAAAUGGGCGGAUCACAGGUUAUAUCCUGUACUAUACCCUCGACAAAAACAUGCCAAUUGAUGACUGGGUAAUGGAAACAAUCAGUGGCGAUCGACUGACUCAUCAGGUCGUUGAUCUAAACCUUGACACAGUGUACUACUUCCGGAUCCAAGCUAAGAACGCCAAAGGAGUUGGUCCAUUGUCCGAACCGCUCCACUUUAGGACAGCCAAAGUGGAGCAUCCAGACAAGAUGGCAAAUGAUCAAGGUAGAGGAGGAGACCACUCCUACUGGCCAUCUGAUAGCAACCUAAUUGACAGGAGCAGCAUAAAUGAGUCUCCCAUUGGUCAAAUGCAUCCACCAUACGGCAGUGCUACCCCGCAAAAUAACAGUAAUCUUUUGGUCAUCAUUGUGGUUUCUGUGGGAGCCAUCACUGUGGUCGUAGUGGUUAUUGUGGCCCUCAUCUGUACACGACGCUCCUCCGCCCAACAGCGCAAGAAAAGAGCAAGCCAUAGCGCCAAUAAGAGGAAGGGAAGUCAGAAGGAUCUACGACCUCCUGACCUCUGGAUCCAUCAUGAGGAGAUGGAGAUGAAGAACAUUGAGAAAGCUCCCAGUGUGGCCGCGUCUGGGCACGAUUCUCCCAUCCAGUCAUGCCAGGACCUUCCCCAGGUUGCCCACAGCCAAUCAGAGAGCCAGAUGGGCAGCAAGAGUAGCCACUCAGGUGCAGGAGCAGACGGAGAUGAAGCAUCAAGCUGUAUUUCUACUCUGGAAAGAUCCUUGGCUGCCAGGAGAGGAACACGAGGCAAAAUGAUGAUUCCUAUGGAUUCCCAACCAAGCAACACACCGGUGGUCAGUGCCAUUCCAGUGCCAUCUCUUGAUUCCUCUCAGUAUCCCGGCAUACUUCCUUCCCCUUCAUGCAGCUUCACGCACACCAAAUUCAGUUUAAGACCGAUGCCAUUUCCCAGCUUGACUGUGGACAGAGGAUACACACAAGUCAUAUCCACAGAUGCUUCCACCAAUCCCCUUCUGCAGCAGCAGUCUCCACCACAACAGCCUCCUCCCCUUCUCCCUGGCUCCUCUGUGAGCUCUGGAGAGCAUGUACCAGGUAUUGGCCCGGUUCCUGGGGCCCCUGCUGCCGCUACCGCUGUUGCAUCUGAGGAUUCUCAAGCAGGUGCAAGUCGUACUAUACCAACCGCAUGUGUGCGACCAACUCACCCACUUAGAAGCUUCACAAAUCCUCUGCUGCCACCUCCAAUGAGCACCAUUGACCCAAAGGUCUACACCUCCAUGCUGCCACAGUCCACUGGAAGUCUUCCAAAGCCUCAGGUGAAGACAGCUUCUUUGGGUCAGGCGGGUAAAGCUCGAUCACCACUGCUUCCCGUCUCAGUUCCGACAGCGCCCGACAUACCGGAAGAAGGAGGAACAAAACCCACAGAGGAUUCAGCUGCCAAUGUGUACGAGCAGGACGACCUUUCGGAGCAGAUGGCUAGUUUAGAAGGGCUGAUGAAGCAGCUAAAUGCCAUUACCGGCUCGGCCUUCUAAACCCUCCCUUUUAAACCCUCAUCCCCCAGAGCAGGAACACUUCUUCAAGCUUUGAUGUGUGUUCACAAACAGCUGCAGCAUCUGAGUUUGAAGAUGCCACUGGGGACUUACACCUCGGUUUGUACUGGGUUAAACCACAUCAGACAUCAUCAACUCCAGGAACAAGACAGUGGUGGAGGGGCUUCCUCAGUGGGCUGCUUUGGAUCUUCCAAGCUGAAACUACAAAACUAGGAAACCCCGAUGCCUACCACCUUGACUUAAUGAAACAAAGGGAAGGAUUAUACAAUUCUAAGAUCUUUACUUCUUCUCUUCUUUGUGGUAUUUAUUAGCUCCUCACUAUUCUCCUACACUGAGUUCUCUGCAAUUCAGUUACUGUGACUGUACCUCAAUUAUUUUUCAUGAUUGCUAUUGGGAGCAUUUUCCUUUUUUUUUUCUCCUAACAGCAAUGUGAAUAUGGUUUGCCACACAGAACAUUCAGUGUGAAAUAGACAUUGUCUUUCAAGUUUCAUUAAAACUUUCUGCUUUUUUGGGCUUUUACCCUACCUGUUGGAAGUCCUCCGACAUUAUUGGGAUGUUUUCCAUCAGUCUUGCUUUCAUCCGAACAAACUCCUUCCAAAUGCGAAUCACUUUUCCUUUUUUUAAAUAUUGGAACUCUGGCUGGACUCUUAUGCGUCGGGGAGAUAUUGCCAAAUCAUCUGUAGACUUCAUAUCUAUCACUGCUCUUGACCAAGCUUUUAGUCCCGCAAGAUCUGACAAACUCUGUAAACGGGAUUGACAGGAUAGGUGUUGUUGCCAAAAAAAGGGAACCUCCUGGCAGCCUUCCUUUAAAAUUCAAGGCUGGCAUUUUCACUGACAGUUUUAUACUGACCAUUGCUGAAACACAGUAAGACCAUCAAGAUGGAUGAAGUUGUACAAUACUUGGUGUUCAUCUCAAUUUCGACAUACGCAAGUCUGUCAGUUGAAUGUUCUUCUGUGGUGAUUGGGCCUAAAGUUUAUUGCAAACAGUAGCGAUGAGAGUGAAUAUGAUAACUGUUUUUAUUUUUUUACUUUUUUAGUACAUAUUCAGUGGGAGUCUUCUUAAUAAGUUACUCUUUAUUUUGAAUGCCAUUAACAAUGUACCACAUUCAGUCUUGAGUCCCCACAUGGUCACAACUUCACUUUCAGUACACCUCAAAAGGGCCAGGUUUUUAUACAAAAUUAAAAAAAAAGAAAUAUAAAUACCAAUAUGAAAUAAUUGAUAUUUCACUAAGUGUAUUUUUCAUAGUUUCCGUUGCGUUUGACACAUUACAAGCUUCUUCGUCAUGACUCAGAAGGGAAAUGAAUAAGGGAAAUUGUUGAUACCAUUUUGUUAAUGCAAGCAUUUGUGGCUGACACUUGCUCAUCCAAUCGACAGUAUUUUGGUUUUAGUAUGACCUUUAGGAGAGUGGAACACAUCCAGCCUUUAGUACCUUUGAACUGCUUUGUAUUGACAGCAAAAAUGAAAUGUGUCCAAUUAAAUGGGUCAUUAGCAGAGGCUUUGUUUACUGUUGCGACUGAGGAGAUUCAUUUGUGAAGUUCUACAAGAAAACACACAGAAGCGAGAUUUUUGCAACAAUCGUUAAAAUUCGGCCAUUUUUCAAAACAUGAAAUAAUAUUUUCAUUAGCACGCUGGUUUGGAGCUCGAGUGUGUGAUUAAGCAACUUGAGAAGGAAAAUAUUUUUUGUGGGUUUGCAGAAAGAAGCAGGAAAAAAAAGCUCUUUCAACUUAAAAUGACAAGUCAUUCAUUAAUCAGGUGAGGUGAAGACAACAAGCCAUCAAUAUGCUUCAUAUUUGACUGUGUCACCCUAUUCUCCAUAUUGUAAUUUACAGACCUUUAUCUCAGUGUGAUGAAAAAGGAGAAUCCUGCGGGAGGCUGAGCGCGCUCAGGCAGAGGAGCCACAUUGAUAUUCAGGGAUGGCUUGCAUGUGUGAGCAGGGCACAGAGGAACGAGGCAGCGAAUUCAUUAUAAAGACGUUGCAAACAUUAUGAUUCAAGCUCACGCUCACUGGGCCGUUACAGCGGCAGGGAAAAGUCCCAGGGACAGAGGCGAUAGAAAGGUAACAUCUCUGCUGAAUGGAUGCAGGGAUGAAAGGUUACAGAGGGCAGGCAUGCAGGCAGUGUGGGGAUCAAACUCAUCAACCUGCUCUGGGAGAUGAAUCCACCGUGAGCUAAGAGCUUACAUUCUCCUCCGAGUCCUACUCCUCCUCUUCAGUCCGACAACAGUGCAGGAAAAUAAUAAUUAAAAAGAAAAAUGCAGUAUGGAGGUAUUGAGAAAAAGUGGGCAAUUGUCUGGUAGAUUUAUUAACGUUGUUAUUUGGGUCUAUUUUUUUUUUAAGUUCGUAAAUUUCCAGUCAGGGAACUUUUGGUGUAAAGAUCAACGUGUCGAGUGUUCACAUUUCCCGAUAUGAGUGCACAAUAUGUGUUAACAUUAAAGAUAAAUGUCCAUAAAUGUUCAACAUUACAUGCCAGUAAAUAGCAAUUUACAAAAAAUUGCAACACAGUACAUCUGCAAGUUGAUCGCAUAAUCUCGUAAAUGAAAAAGGCUCCUCGAUGCUUGUAAAUCCAGGACAAGUUGAAAGUAUUCACCCAAUAAUUAAAGUUUACCAGAAGCAAACAAAUCCCCGUUACAUGGAAUGUGUCAAUUAGCUCUUUCUGUUGCGUUUUUACAAGAUACUCCGACUCUUAAGUGUUCAGGAUCUGAUAGUGUUGUUGCUUCCUUUCACCUUGGUUGACUGCAAAAACAGUGGGAUUUUUUUUUUUUAAUAAUUAUUGUUAAAGAGCAAUAGCUCAGUGUACCCCAGCGAAAGUUGCCUUUUUACUAAAAUAAUAUCUUUUUAAAUGUCUUUAUUAUUUCAAGCCCAGAAUCUUAACGCAUAUUACAUGAACUAUUGUGUGUCAGCUCUACUAAAAUGAAUUUUGAACCUCGUGCCAAACGUUUUACAUUCAUGUUAUCGAUUGCUGAUUUAGAUCAGAAUAAAGAUAAUAAACAUGAGAUUCCAUAACCCACAACCUGCAGAAUGCAUAGUUUACCUGAUCCUGCAGCAUUUCAACGAGUGUUAUCUUUAAUGAGUAAAAAAAACAAAAAAACAAAAACAUUGCUUUGGUAAGAUAGUUUUUUUGAUUUGGUUGAAAUCUUUUUGCUGGGGAGUUCAUCUCUUACUUUUGAAACGCAGCACAAAAGGAACAUACUGUAGGCUAUAUUUUGACAACAAUAGAACCUGCACACAGAAUGACUGUAAAUUCUCUGUCAGAAGGUUUUCAUUGAAGUGAACGUGAAGAGUCCAAAGGGAAGAGAAGCCGAACUAAAAGCUGACAGGACAGUUAUGAAUUGGGAAAACAAUGCUCUUUUUAAAAUGUUGGGUUAAAAACAACCCAACUUAGGUUAAAAAUUGGACCGACCCAGAAAAUUGGGUCAAUUUGAUCUGCCCUGGGUUCCUUGUCACAAAACAACACAUUUUUUUGUGCUAAACAACCCAGUAAAUUGACCCGACCUCCUUAAUCGGUCUAAUUUUUGCCCAGUGGUUUUAAGAGAGCAGUAAAUUUUUAACCAAUGAGGGGGGGAAAAGCUAGUUGUAGUGAUGGCAGACAUAAAAUGGAACAAAAAUAAUAUUAAUAAAUGGCCCAGAAUAAUUCCUAAUGACAAUGUCAUAAGAUUCUGUAGUUAUUUUGGGAAAAUAUUUUUUUCUGUGUUGCUGACAUUGAACUCCUUGUCUGUUUCAUAAAUAGGAAGGCUUCCCUUUAAAGUCAUAAAUUAAGAUUGACUCUUCUUUUUUUUUGGUCACUUAUUUGUGUAUUUGACUGUAGAGAAAUAUGUUGCUGCAGCAGAAAUACAGUACAGGCCGCUGCUGGUUAUUUUUUUAUUUUUACUGUGUAUAGCGCCACUAGAGUAGCAGUAACUUUUUUAUAAUCAAAUUUAAUAUAUUAUUAUUGUUAUUUGUAUCCUUUACUUUAUUAUGAGCGAUCAUUAAAAUGUUUAUUUAUAACCAUGUGCUAUUUCUGCCGAUGUACAUUUUGUUUAGUAAAAAGAAAAAAAAUAUGCACUUUGGAGUUUUAUUUAUUUCUGUUUGUUUAUUGCUUUAAAAGGUGUCUAAUGUUACAAACAGUAUUAAGUUACAAAAUAGUUUGCUUCCCUUAUGAGGACACACAGUCACCACUAUUUUUUGUUUAUUUCAGUCUAAACUUUGUAGAUUGAGGUUCACAUCUAUGCAGUCAUCCCUUAUAACAAUAAACUAUGAAUUGAUAAUGACAUACCCUGACCAGUGUGACUCCUGAAGUGAUGUUUUGUUACUUAUAUCAAAUACCUCAUCUAAUAUUUUAUACCAGGGGGGAAGAAACAGCUAUUUUAAUAGGCAGCAGUCACCUGUAUUGUUUUGUAUUACUUUAUUGUCUCUAUUUUGUAUGCUUGUACCUUUCCCCCCAAUGUUAUGUCACCUGGUCCUGUAAUCCCAUAAACAUGCAUUAGUUUCAUUGCAUCCAAAAGCCAACUUUUCUUUUUAUUUUAUCUCGGCGCACCCCAGAAAGGCAGUUAAGUAUUGAAUAUGACAGUAAAGAGCUUGAAUUUGUCCUGUGGUGACUGUGUGAAACUCAGAAACGCCACCUAGAGCUGCUUGGGUGAACAUUCAGGAAUGCUCAGCUUACAAAGAAAAACGUUUUUCCCCUUUUGGACACUUUACCCUUAAAUAGAAGAGAUUGGUUAUUCCAAAGGGGUGAAGUUACAAAAAAAAAACAAUUAACAGAGUCAAGUUGGCCAGAGG